Messenger RNA from Penicillium mononematosum, 855 nucleotides. RefSeq names its product putative mitochondrial carrier protein (Pet8). The record is from RefSeq and is a predicted model, not a curated record. The transcript has a single exon. Bases 1 to 855 code for a protein of 284 amino acids. Gene Ontology annotation, molecular function: S-adenosyl-L-methionine transmembrane transporter activity. NCBI's taxonomy places the organism in Eukaryota, Fungi, Ascomycota, Eurotiomycetes, Eurotiales, Aspergillaceae. Gene Ontology annotation, cellular component: mitochondrial inner membrane.
AUGGACACAGUAAUAACGCGCAUGCAAUCGCCAAUGUACAGCAGCGUCUACAAGCACCUAAAUGGAACACUCAACCGCACCCUCUUCAGCGGGCUGUACCAAGGGUUCGGACCAACUUUUGUCGCAGGAACGCUCUCGUCAGCGGCUUUCUUCACAGCAUACGAAGCCUCAAAGAUGGCGUUUGACAAUGCCCAGUCCGCUGGAUAUAUGCUCGGCGUUCCACGGUCGCUGAUUCACGUUGCCAGCAGUGCGGUUGCUGAACUGCUUGCUUGCGCUAUCCAGAACCCGGCUGAGGUGUUGAAGCAGAAUGCCCAGGUUUUUCAGCGGCCACUUAAUGCCCAAAGAGGUCCGUCUCCGACGAUGGAGAUGCUGCGUCAGUUCAGAGAAAACCCUUCUGGGCUGUGGGCUGGGUAUACUGCAUUAGUGGCGAGUCAAUUACCGAGUAUGUGUCUUACGUUUUGUUUAUAUGAGAUGUUUAAGGAGAAUUUGCUUGAGCGGUGGAAGACAGAGAAAGAUGAUAUUAGGCAGCAGCUUGAAGCGACUGUUUUGGGUGCUGGUGCUGCGGGGGGUUGUGCGUCUUGGUUCUUUGUUCCUAUUCAUGUGGUCAAGACAAGGAUGAGGCUUGCGGUUGGUGAGCAAACAGGCAGCACCCGGUCGAAUCCCAAAGGUGUCCUUGCUUUAUCAUCCCGUAUCGGUGCAUUUGCUAUUGCUCGAGAUGUGCUGCAGAAGGAGGGGGUGGCUGGGUUGUUUUGGGGAUCUACUUUGACCUGCGUGACAGCGGUUGUGGGAGGUGGACUAUACAUUGGAUGUUAUGAGGGGGCUAAGAUAUACUUGUGCCAUUAUCAAGCCUCGUAG